Messenger RNA from Chenopodium quinoa (quinoa), 723 nucleotides. RefSeq names its product translation initiation factor IF-2-like. Bases 1 to 723 code for a protein of 240 amino acids. The record is from RefSeq and is a predicted model, not a curated record. Lineage: Eukaryota; Viridiplantae; Streptophyta; Magnoliopsida; Caryophyllales; Amaranthaceae. The transcript is spliced from 3 exons.
AUGUUGCAGUCGGAGAAAACUCCCAAGCGGUCUUCUGCAACCAUCCGUAAAGAUCUUGCGGAGAAGGCUGCGGCUGAGGUCAAGGCCAAGGGAGGAGAGGUUGGAAAGUCGUUUGAGAAACAACUCAAACGGGCUACGGAGGAGAACCCUGCCGUUCUCAACAAAAUCAAAAAGUCACCUCUACGUCAACUCCUGGCGUCUAGAAUCCAGCAGCUGGAGUCAGAUCUGAAGACAGCCAAUCAGCGGGCGACGGAUGCUGAGACGGCUAAGAAGGAGGCGGAGGAGGCCCAAAGGAAGGCGGACGAGAGCGCUAAAAAGGCUGGUGAGGCGCUCAAGAAGGCCCAGACGGACCUUGGCACACUUAAAGGUGUUUCCGAAGAGAACACCAAACUAAAGACCAAGGUUCAGAGGCUGGAGAAGGAGUCUGCUCAGGCUCACAUAAACUUUGCAGCAACCCUGGAGGCGGAGCAAAACCGCCUUGUUGCUAAGAGUGACGCUGACAAUGACGCCCGGAUGAAGAUCGCCUGGGCACUGGCUCACAGGUACGUCGAGGACGUGGUGUACUUGAGAGAACAAGGUGAGCCAGAGCCUGCCUCUGUCGAAGCCUGGGUCAACUCCAACAACGAGCUGCCCGCGCCUGAGCUUCCUGGUCCUGGUGAAGCACAGGAGAUACCCUCAGAUGAUGAGAAGGACCAGGAGGCACCGUCUGCAGGCCAGAAGUGA